This is a messenger RNA of Annulohypoxylon maeteangense, 1332 nucleotides long. RefSeq lists its product as uncharacterized. Lineage: Eukaryota; Fungi; Ascomycota; Sordariomycetes; Xylariales; Hypoxylaceae. The record is from RefSeq and is a predicted model, not a curated record. Bases 1 to 1332 code for a protein of 443 amino acids. The transcript has a single exon.
AUGGACCCCCCAAGCAGAGCCAAGUUUUCUGAUGUGGGAACAUUCGGAUUCGAGCUUGAGUUCCUAGUAUAUCUGAGCGAAUCCAACACCAAAACAAGAGAAGCCAUUCCAUCUGACCAACAGGCUCUCCAAGAGCCAUACGAUUCUCUCAACAUCGGCGGUGGCGAUCAUGAACUCCACGUGAAGAGACUACACCAUUUCGGAGCCGAGAUCGCAGCCAAGUUGACAGAGGCUGGAAUUGCGACAGCAUACAAAGAGAAAGGCCACCCCAAAGUUGACGACGCACCUAAGCUGAACCAAGAAGACGCAAGACUAGGAAGUUUCGAUGAGUUCUGCUAUAGCUCCUAUAAAAAAUGCACUAUCGUGCCCGAGGAAACAAUGAUAUGGACCGACCCAAAUAAGAACCGUAUGGCCGUGAGACCUGAAACCGAAAAGGGACACUUCUGGCUCGGCUUCGAGUUUGUCAGCAAGGUAUAUCAAUACCGCGAUCUACACUCCAUGAAGUUGCAGCUCGAGACCGUCUGCAAAGAAUUGCGGGCAAAUUACUCUGUCAGCAUCAACGCAGGCAAAGACUCGAUGCAUGGCUCUAGUCGCUGUAGCGUUCAUGUCCACUGGGGAGUCAGUGGAAAGGAGUAUAGCCUGCUAUCCGUCAAGCGGAUCCUUACCCUCAUGUGGGUAACAGAAGAUACGUUGAUGGGUCUACACGCGACCUGGAGAAGGGAUGCGAAGAAAUAUUCUGCGUUGCUGCAACAAGGGACAAAUAUGGCAGCUGAUAAAGUUUCCAACCUCCCAGGCUGGAUCGACAAUCUUGGCAAGGGAGAUUGGAGCGACGAGAUGGAGCAAAACAUCCCAGCUCGAGUUCGAGAUUCUCUUCACGAGAAUAAGCCGAAGGUGCAAUGGAUAUGGCGCGCAGGGACAAUCGACGACCUCGUGAUGCUAGUAGGCGAAGUCAAUAAAUCACGCAGGGCCUCUGUUGCCAUCACUGAACUCCUACCGGCAGACUCGGACUUUACAGGAAAGGUUCGACGUAGCCAGUUAAAUACGAUUGAAUUCCGACAUAUGCAAGGCUCGCUAAACCCGGCCCUAGUCAGCGCUUGGAUCGAAGUUACUGCUUCUAUCAUGCGUCGAUGUAUUGACAUGUCGGCGCAAGACUUCACAAGUUUCAUGGAGGACAUCUCAGCUUGCGUCUCUAACAAGAACUCGUCGGUCCAAGACCUUUUGGAUCAGCUAGGUAUUGCGCCUGAAAUACGCAGCAUAUUCAGGAGUUUCGAUCAAAAAUACCUAGAUAAGGAAGCUGACUCAAGGAGUUCGGUAUUCUUACCUGGGCUGUGA